AUGGAUAGAUUUGAGUAUAUGGAAGCAAGAUUAUGUGAAGGAGAAAACUAUAUCAAACGCGAUAAAAAUGUGAAAUUAUAUGAUGGCGAUGAUAAGACUCAAUAUGUUGACGGUGAAGUCGUUCUUACUUCACAUAGACUCCUCUGGGGAAAACCAGGAGAUAUACCUAAAGGACUUAUAUGUUUAUCUCUAUAUUUGUAUUAUGUGUUUUGUUUGGAAGAAGAGAAUGGAGGUGUUUUUGGUUUAGGAGGGCCUAAACGUAUUAUUAUGCAUCUGGGACCUGCACUACCUGGCAAAAGACCUGGGCCAGCAGUAAUCAGUACUUACCAUUUCAUUAAACUCUCAUUCAAAGAUGGCAUUGACCCUGCUUUUUAUAAGGCUUUGAGUGAGGCCGUUGCUAAUAAACUAUGGGAAAGACAACCACUAGAAACAAAUGCAUUCAGCAGCCCCACUAUGAGCCCACGUUCGUCAAUAGCUCCUAUUGGUGCCAAAAUUCGUUCUGGAAUUGUUGGGAUUGAAAGAAGCAUUGAAGAACAGCAGAAAGCCACAGAUGAGAGUAUCACUGUGGCAUUUAAAGAUUUAACAAAACUUAUGGAAAAGGCUAAGGACAUGGUUUCCAUUUCUAAAACAAUAUCUACUAAAAUAAGGGAGAAGCAAGGUGAUAUAUCAGAAGAUGACACAGUAAGAUUUAAGUCAUAUCUAAUGAGUCUUGGUAUAGAUGAUCCUGUUACAAGAGAUGCUUUUAGAUCAGAUUCAGAUUACUACAUGGGGCUUGCACAACAAAUUUCUGAUAUGAUGGUUGCAGUUCUAAUGGAUUCUGGAGGCAUCAUGUCAUUGGCUGAUGUAUGGUGCAGAGUGAACAGGGCAAGAGGUCUAGAGCUUAUAUCGCCUGAAGAUUUAUUAAAUGGUUGCAAAUUACUACCUACUAUCGAUGCUCCAAUGUCCCUUCGCAAAUUUCCGAGUGGGGCGUGCGUGCUUCAACUGAAUAGCCAUAGAGAUGAAGAAGUUGCCAAAACUACUAGUCAAUUGAUUGAAGAAAACGGCUCGCUGACUCCAAUAAAACUAUCUCAAAUCGCAAACGUAUCCGUCCUACUUGCUCGUGAACGUCUUUUUACUACAGAACGACUCGGCCUCGCCUGCAGAGAUGAAUCUAUUGAAGGAUUAGCUUUCUAUCCAAAUCUAUUUUUAAGCAAAGUGUAA
Pieris macdunnoughi is the source of this 1200-nucleotide messenger RNA. Lineage: Eukaryota; Metazoa; Arthropoda; Insecta; Lepidoptera; Pieridae. The record is from the annotation of a GenBank genome assembly.